CAUUUUCUGGGUCAAUAAGGGAGUAAAAACACCAAAGAAUACACUGGACAAUAUGCGUGGGCACAUGUUUUCUGCCUGAUAUUCCCUUUUGGAUUCGGGACGCUUUCGGGAACUGGAAGACCAUGAAAGUGACGGUGUGUUUUGGACGGACUCGGGUAGUGGUUCCGUGUGGAGAUGGAAACAUUAAAGUACACACGCUUAUCCAACAAGCUGCCAUGAGAUACAAAAAAGCAAUAGCCAAGGACGCGGGAUACUGGGUGCAGGUCCAGCGGUUGGAGCAUGCUGAUGGAGGGAUUUUGGACCUGGAUGAUGUUCUGUGUGAUGUAGCAGAUGACAAAGACAAACUGGUAGCUGUCUUUGAGGAGCAGGAUCCUCAUUAUGGUGGAGAUGGGACCAGUGCCAGUUCUACCGGAACCCAGAGUCCAGACCUGUUCAGCAGUGAACUGGGGACCAGCAGUCUGUCCGCGUUCCAGCCUUACCAGCCCACCAGCGAGAUCGAGGUCACGCCCUCUGCCCUGCGCACUAACAUGCCCUUGCAUGUGAGGCGCAGUAGUGACCCCGCGUUGCUGAGUCUGGCUGUGUCCUCGUUUCCUGAGCAACGCUCUCAACCUGAAGAACCUUCCAGAAAAAACCCCACACGCUGGUCCACCACAGCUGGCUUCCUUAAACCACGCUACAGCACCAACAGUCUGGAGAAGAGGGGCAAACGUUUGGAUACGUACCGGAGUCUUCCUCGUGACACAGGACAGUGGACCAAUCAGAGAGAGUUUCAGCGAGAGAAUGCCCGCUCCUCACUAAGCGCCAAUCACCCGAUGGUAGACCGCUGGCUGGAGAGACAAGAACAGGAGGAGGAGUCCAGAGAUGAGGAGAACGGUAGAAUUGAACCGGUGGGACGAGCUGACUCCUGUUUCGAACACACUGCUGUCGCAUCUUUGGAUGACAUAGUGAAGCUUGUGGAAGUGUUGAACGAUGGAGGACCUCUGGGUAUUCACGUGGUGCCCUUCAGUGGGCGGGACCGCAGGACUCUGGGGUUGCUGGUGAAGCGUUUGGAGAGAGGGGGGAAGGCAGAGGAACAGGGCCUGUUCCAGGAGGACGACUGCAUCGUACGCAUCAAUAACGCAGACCUGCGCAACAUUCGCUUCCAACAGGCUCAGAAUAUGUUUCGUCAGGCUAUGCGUUCUCCGCUGAUCCAGUUCCACGUCGUACCGUCUUCCAAGAAGGCGGAAUAUGAGCAGAUCUCCCAGAGGGAACGCAGUCCUGGCCGUAGCCCUGCCUGCUCUCCCGGACGCUUCAGCCCCGAAUCUCCCAGCAGCCAACGAAUGAGCAUGACCAGCCUUGACCACACCCCUCAGAGGAUGUUGCAUCACAAGGCACACCUGUCCACAGAGCAGGCCGACGCCCACUCUUCGCUACCUCAUCCUGUCUCCUCGUCGGGAAAGCCGCCCACCGGCCACGCCCCCUCUCCUCAGAGAGUCUUGAGCCCCGCCCCUUUGUCGGGUUUCAGUAAAAAAGUUGGGCGGAGACUCGGGAUCCAGCUAAGGAAAGGGCCGGAGGGUCUCGGGUUCAGCAUCACAUCCAGGGACGUCCCUCUGGGAGGCUCCGCCCCCAUCUAUGUUAAAAACAUCCUGCCCAAGGGAGCCGCCAUCCAGGACGGGCGACUGAAGGCCGGAGACCGACUGCUGGAGGUGAAUGGGGUGGACUUGAAUGGGCGGGGUCAGGAGGAGGUGGUGUCUUUACUAAGAGCCACACCCAUGGGCGGUACCGUGAAUCUGGUGGUGCUGAGACAAGAGGAGACCUUCCUGCCCAGAGAGAACACUGAUGACCCAGUGCAGGGUGCCAGAAAUUUGAGGGUAGAGGAGGAUGAGUUGGUGCUGACUCCGGACGGAACGCGGGAGUUCCUGACGUUUGAGGUUCCACUGAAUGACUCGGGUUCUGCAGGGCUGGGUGUCAGUGUGAAGGGGAACCGCUCCAAAGAGAACCACGCAGACCUGGGCAUCUUCGUCAAAUCCAUCAUCAACGGAGGAGCUGCCUUUAAGGAUGGAAGACUACGUGUGAACGACCAACUGAUCGCAAUCAACGGAGAGUCAUUGCUUGGAAAGACUAAUCAGGACGCCAUGGAAACGCUGAGGAUGUCCAUGUCGAUAGAGAGCAAUAAACGAGGGAUGAUCCAGCUCAUCGUGGCCAGACGAGUGUCCAAACACGACCAGAGCGACGCCCUGGGCAGUCCUCGGCCGGUCGUGCGGACUCUCUCGUCCUCUCCUGAUCGAGAGCGGAGGAUCUCUCAGUCUCUCUACGGGGGGGUGGAGGGAUUGGACGAUCACCUGAUGCCACGGGCUGCAGGCACAGGUCGAAUGAUGGGUCACUACCACCUCUCUCCCACGGUUAACAUGCCCCAGGAUGACACAGUCAUCAUCGAAGAUGAUAGGCCAACACUGCUGCCCGCCCACCUCUCUGACCAAUCGUCUUCCAGUUCCCAUGAUGACAUGGGUUUUACCACAGAAACCCCUGGGCCUUGGGCUCAAGAAAUCCCCUCUCACAAUGACAGUUCUCUGAGCUCAAACACAGAUGCGGAGACCAUGUUCCAGAGGGAGGGCUUCGGCAGGCAGAGCAUGUCUGAGAAACGGAUCAAACAGUAUGGAGACGCCACUCAACUCGAAAUCAUCAAAUCCCGCAAGUCAAAGAGCAUGGACCUCGGGAGUUCAGACCGUGAUGUGGGGCCAUCUUUAGGCUUAAAGAAGUCCAGCUCUCUGGAGAGCUUACAGACUGCUGUCGCCGAGGUAACGCUCAACGGAGACCUUCCCUUCCACCGGCCACGCCCACGCAUCAUCAGGGGGCGGGGCUGCAACGAGAGCUUCCGAGCAGCCAUAGAUAAGUCAUAUGACCGGCCGACAGCCAAUGAGGACGAAGAGGAAGGCAUGGAGACGUUGGAAGAGGACACAGAGGAGAGUUCUCGCUCAGGCCGUGACUCCGUGUCGACAGUCGCUGACCUCACUCCCCUCCCCGUUGUCGAGCGACCAGUCGUUAACGGCAACCAGGCCAAAACUGACAAGAAGAAAGAGAAAGCAGGCAAAGAAGGAAAGAGGCCAGAGAAAGAGAAAGAGAAAGAGAAGAGCAAAGGAAAGAAAGGCAUGCUGAAAGGUCUGGGAGAAAUGUUCAGGUAAAAACACACACACACAGACUCAUAUAUAUAUGUGUAU
Molecule: messenger RNA, 3197 nt
Organism: Chanos chanos (milkfish)
Lineage: Eukaryota; Metazoa; Chordata; Actinopteri; Gonorynchiformes; Chanidae
Gene: pard3ab
Product: par-3 family cell polarity regulator alpha, b
Exons: 19
Coding region: 123-3161 (1012 amino acids)
Biological process (GO): establishment or maintenance of epithelial cell apical/basal polarity; intracellular protein localization; establishment of centrosome localization
Cellular component (GO): adherens junction; apical junction complex; apical plasma membrane
Molecular function (GO): protein binding; phosphatidylinositol binding
Source: RefSeq, a predicted model, not a curated record